Molecule: messenger RNA, 2469 nt
Organism: Torulaspora globosa
Lineage: Eukaryota; Fungi; Ascomycota; Saccharomycetes; Saccharomycetales; Saccharomycetaceae
Gene: BRO1
Product: Bro1p
Exons: 1
Coding region: 1-2469 (822 amino acids)
Biological process (GO): protein transport to vacuole involved in ubiquitin-dependent protein catabolic process via the multivesicular body sorting pathway
Cellular component (GO): endosome
Molecular function (GO): protein binding
Source: RefSeq, a predicted model, not a curated record
AUGAGAACGUAUCUGCUGGAGCUUAAGUCGAAGGACACCGAGCCAAUUGACUGGAAAAAGGGGCUUGCUUCCUACCUGAGGAGGUCGUAUGGGUCAGGACAAUGGUCACAGUUUUAUAAUGAGAAGCUAGCGGAUGAGUUUGAUCGGCUGCGAAACAAUGCAAACGGGGAGCUUGCACCGGAGGCGCUCCUUGAGCAAAAUCUGGUUUACUACGCGUUUUUGGAGCAUCUGCACCUGCGACUGGGAAAUAAUAGUGGUCAAUUAAAGCUGGAUUUUACGUGGUACGAAGCUGAAUACAGUGGAUCUGGAAACCCCCAAAAAUGCUCACAACAUAACCUCGUUCUGGAGAAAUCAUGUACUCUUUUCAACAUUGGUGUGCUGUACACGCAGGUGGCAAGAGCGAAACUGAGCGGGGAUCUUAAAGAAUCGGUUUCGUAUCUGUCUAAGGCCGUCGCAUCUUUCAGGUUCCUGUCAGAAAACUUUCUAAACUCGCCGUCCGCUGAUUUGCAGGCAGAGAAUACCGAGUUUCUUGCAGAUGUCGCUCACGCGGAAGCUCAAGAACUGUUUGUGUUGAGACUCAUCAAUGGAACAGAUCCCGCCAAACAAGCUUCGUUGAUCAGCAAGUUGGCUUAUGCGGUUGCUAACUUGAACGAGAGGUGUUCGCGGUUUUACGAAGAAGCAGAAGAAAAUGCGACUGGCUACGGUGAGACGAAAUGGCGCGCCAUUCUCAAGUGCAAGGUUCACUUCUACAAGGCAGUGACAGCGUAUUACUAUGCGAUUUUCCUGGAGCAGCAAAGCAAGUAUGGAGACGCUUUAGCCUUUUUGAAAGUGGCGAAAGCCAGUCUGAUAUCGUCACUCAUCUACAAAUCGCAUUUAGCGGACUUUAUCGAUUUCCAAAGCUUCAAGGAAAGCGUAGAAAUCAAAGAAAAACAAAUCAGCAAAGACAACGACUAUAUUUAUCACGAUAUAGUUCCACAAACCGUCGAGCUUGAAGCAGUCAAAAGCAUGGACGCUAUCAAGUCGCCGGACUGGCCCAAACAAUUGGAUCCGUACAUGGAGCAAGUGGCGUCAAAAUGUGAUGUCUUGUUCAAAGGCAUAGUACCUAUUGAGAUUUAUGAGCGAGAGAGCAUUUACUCUGAAGAGAAGGCCACCUUUUUGAGAAAGAAAAUCGACGCUUCCGAGACCGCAAACUGGGAGUAUGCCUCGUUUGUCGAAUUCACCAACUUGCCUAAACUCUUGGCUGACUUGGAGGCAAGAUAUAAGAGUGGUUCUCUUCAAGGAAUGAACAACCCCGAAUUGGACUUAAUGAAGGAGCAAUUAGGGUCCUGGUCUAAUGCUAUUAAGAGCAGCCCUUUCAAGAAUAUUGACGACCAAAUGGGUCUGAUUGUUUCUAAGAGGCGGGAAAUUUUGGAUAUGUUACCUCUAUUAUCAAGCGCCCAAAAAGAAAAUAUUGUAAAGUUGAAAGCUGCUCUUGUGGAAGCCUCAAAGUCAGACGAGCGAUUAUUUUCGUUGGUCAAACCUUAUGUCCAGGAAAUCAACCUUUUGAAGGACGACGUUGUGCUUUGGAAAAAGUUCAACUCUUUUUCAAUCAAUAAGGAAGAUCAACCAAGCCUCCUAGAUGUAGAUGACUCCAAGGUGGAAAAGAUCCUUGAAAAACUGAGGUCAAUCAAACAGCUUGCUGAGGAUUUGAAACUAUUGAAGGAAGAGCGCUCAAGAAAUUUGGGAGAAUUGAAAGAGGCAUUGAAUAAAGAUGACAUCACUAAAAUCCUACUGCUUCAUGGUAAGAAAAUGGACACUGAGCUGAAGCAGGUUUUUGAAAGCGAAAUGGAAAAGUUUCAGCCAUUCGGUUCCAGGAUUGAAGCCACCAUAUUCAAGCAGACCUCGACCAUAAACGAUAUCAAGUUUCAACUCGAUGAGGUUUUCAAGCUUUCCGGAUUUCAAAACACAUCGAAACUUGAAAUGGAGUCGUUUGAAGAAUGCAAAGGAUUUGUUGACAAACUGAAUGUAGCUUUUGAAAAUUUCGGAACAUUCUGUAAUGACCUUCCUAAAGGGUUGGCUUUUUAUGAUUCACUGCUAAAGAUGAGCAGAGAUCUUUUAGUGAUGUCACAGGCAGAAGCGAACAAUAACCAAACUGGCCCAUCGAAUGAAGAGCUCCUUUCGACAGGGCACAAACUCCAGAAAUUAUCUAUCUCUGAUUCACAACCUGAAAUCCCCCCUCGUACGUACGCGAAGGGUAUAAGUAGUCUGCCGGCUGGUGCUACUCCACUCGGCUAUCAAAGUCCGGGAGCCUGGAGCUCCAAUUCGCCACAAAGCAGGCCAUCAGUUCCCCCGGUUCCACCAAAGCCGCCCGCAUCAUUUGUUUCGAAACCAUUGGAUUACGACGAGCAAGAAUUGCAAAAGAAUCCAACAUCAUUUUACAAUAAGCCGUCAGUAUUCGACGAGAACUUGUACUCCAAGUUUAGUGGUUAA